This is a messenger RNA of Vairimorpha ceranae, 1253 nucleotides long. RefSeq lists its product as hypothetical. The record is from RefSeq and is a predicted model, not a curated record. Gene Ontology annotation, biological process: transmembrane transport. Gene Ontology annotation, cellular component: membrane. The transcript has a single exon. The annotation marks the transcript as partial. NCBI's taxonomy places the organism in Eukaryota, Fungi, Microsporidia, Nosematidae. Gene Ontology annotation, molecular function: transmembrane transporter activity.
AUGAAUGUAACACAAGAAACUUCAAAUUACAUAUCAAAAUCUAGAAAAUUUCAUGAUUCGUGGGCACUUAUACUAUAUGCAAUAUCAUUCUUAGGAUUUUCUACUUAUGCAAUUGUCAAAGAGAAAAGCUUCUCAUUGGAUUUGUCUUUUGCUGAGCCAGUUAUUAAGAAUACUUUAUUUUGCUCUAUUGUUGUGCUUGUGGCGAUAACUCUUAAUUUUGUAGGGUUUCGAUUUGUUCCAGUUUUUUUCUUAAAGGCAACGGUUUGUACAUUUCCUUUAGUUUUGAUUGCUACAUUGUUUUUUUUUGAGUUCCAUGCAAUAUCAUUAUUUUAUUCAUUAUUUGCUAUAUUUCUUUGGGCAGUGUUUGUAUAUAGAAAUUGGGUUUACUCUGGCGUAAUGGCUAAGACAAUGUGUGUUGGUGUCAAAAUUAUGCUGUCAAAUUUUUUUACUACUUUAUUAGGAAAUAUUAUGUGCCUUUCACUAAUAAUUCUACAAAUUUUUUUGAUGACACAAUUAAGAACCAAGUUAUCAUUACAUCAUUCAAAAAUGCAGGAAAAUCUUUUUACUUUUUUUUAUAUUCUUAAUCUUUUUUGGACUCUUAGCAACGCUAUAUAUUUUUUUAAAGUUUAUAUAACAUCUGUUGUAUCAUACAAUUUGGUAGAAUUUGGAGAACAUUCAAAAAUGUCACCAGUGAUAAAAAAUACAAUGUAUGCAUUGGGUAGUAUAUGCUUUGCUGGUCUAAUGGUUGCAGUGGUAUCAACAUUGAGAUUUUUUGUAGAUCAAGAAAAGGACAGAAGAUCAAACAACAGGGAUAGAAACAAUUUAAAUGGUUUCUUUAAAAAUUUUUUGACUGUAUUACUAAGUGCUUUAGAAGAUAUAAUAGAGUUUAUAAAUGCUUUAACUCUUCCAUACAUAGCAGUACAUGGUGAGGGGUACAUCGAAUCAGUUAAAAAGUCUUAUGAUAUAUCUUUGAGGCAAAAUUCUUUUGCUGCAACUGGAAUGGCAGCCUUGAACAUUUCGUUAUUUAUAACUCAAGUUUCAGUCACAAGUAUUUGUCUUGGAUUUUCAAUAGCACUUGCUAAAAGCUAUUUUAACGACAUGAUAAUUUUCAAAUCUAUAAUUUAUAGUGCUUGUAUUCCUUUGAUAUGUUUUUCUACAAUAAUGAUGAUAUUUUCUUCGGCUUUCCUUGGUAUAAUAUACAUUAAAACAGAAAAUGAAGAUCUAAUUAUUAGCAAAUAUAAAUCAGAGCUUAA